UCCAUCUAUUUAAGAGAGCCACCCGGAGUCAAUUGAGCAGUUGUCCGAUGAUGCCAAUUAACUCAACCAAACUCAUGUGAUACAAAAAUGCAAAUCUCGGUGCACAAGAACCGAAUCUACCAAUACAUGGCCGCUCUCACAGGUACUUUGGGCAUCGUCUCCAGCGAGAUGCACUACGGCUGGCCCUCCCCCACACUCCCCAUCCUCCUCAACGGCACCGACAAACUCCAAAUGGACGAAACGGAAGGCUCCUGGCUCACGAUCAUGCCUCUGGUGGGCGCCAUCCUCGGAGCCAUCAUCACAGGCCUGGUGAUUGACAUCCUUGGCCGAAAACGCCUCAUUCUCCUGUCUUCAAUCCCGUUUUUCAUCUCCUGGAUUACCAUCGGCUUUGCGGAAACGUCGGUUUUGUUACACGUGGCGAGGUUUCUAGCUGGGUUAACCGAUGGGUUAUCCUUCACAGCGGUGCCCAUGUUCCUGGGGGAGAUUGCGGAACCCAGCAUUCGUGGGCUCUUAAGUUCCAUGUGUCCCGUAUCCAUCGUAAUCGGACUCCUUCUAAUCAAUAUUUUAGGGAGUUAUCUCACUAUUUCCACAACUGCGUUUGUUUCAUCAAUUAUUCCGGUGAUUCUUUUGGUUACGUUUGUGUGGAUCCCCGAAAGUCCCUACUUUUUGCUAAUGCGAGGUCGGUAUGACGAUGCCAGGUCAAGUCUCCAGAAAUUCCGGGGAAGUACCGAUGUUGAAACCGAACUAGAACGACUAGCCAAAGCUGUGAAGGAACAAAACGAAUCCACCGGAAAAUUUGUAGACUUGGUCACUUGUCCCAGUAACCGGAAGGCGGUUUUUAUCGCGUUGGGGCUCCGGAGUGUGCAACAAUUGACCGGAAUCACAGCUGUGACUUUCUACUGCAAGCGAGUGUUUGAGAAAAGUAGCAACUUUAUCGCCCCUGAAGUCGCAACUAUUAUUUAUUUCACCGUUCAGUUGGUUUUGUCGGCAAUUUCGUGCCUUAUGGUGGAUAUUUCAGGCCGAAGGCCUCUCCUAAUUAUCUCACUAGCAGGCACAGCAGUGACGCUCCUAAUCAACGGUACUUAUCUCUACAUCAAGAACUGCACUGAAGUCGAUACCAAAGACUUUGAUUUCGUUCUUUUGGCAACUCUUUUGUGCUUUAUUGUAAUUUUUAGCUUGGGCUUGCAAACUAUUCCGUUACUUAUCAUGUCGGAGAUGUUUCCGACCAAUGUUAAGGCUUUCGCCCUGUGCCUGGCUGAUGUUUAUUUCAGUGUGAUUGCAAGUGUGAUUUCUAAGUUUUUCCACGGGACGAGUAACGCGUUCGGAAUGCAUGUGCCGUUUUAUACUUUUACGGUUUGUUGUGUCUUUGGGUUGGUUUUUAUCGUACUGUGGGUUCCCGAGACUAAAGGGCGAACCCUUGAAGAUAUCCAGCGGUUUCUCAAGGGGGAGAUUAAAAUGUAGGCUAAAGUGUGUCAAGUACAAAUUGAUCGAAUAAAAUUUUCUACAA
This is a messenger RNA of Tribolium castaneum (red flour beetle), 1507 nucleotides long. RefSeq names its product facilitated trehalose transporter Tret1. Gene Ontology annotation, cellular component: membrane. The transcript has 2 exons. Gene Ontology annotation, molecular function: transmembrane transporter activity. Gene Ontology annotation, biological process: transmembrane transport. The coding region runs from base 88 to 1461 and encodes 457 amino acids. The record is from RefSeq and is a predicted model, not a curated record. NCBI's taxonomy places the organism in Eukaryota, Metazoa, Arthropoda, Insecta, Coleoptera, Tenebrionidae.